Messenger RNA from Betta splendens (Siamese fighting fish), 1008 nucleotides. RefSeq lists its product as uncharacterized. The coding region runs from base 325 to 1008 and encodes 227 amino acids. The transcript has 5 exons. The record is from RefSeq and is a predicted model, not a curated record. NCBI's taxonomy places the organism in Eukaryota, Metazoa, Chordata, Actinopteri, Anabantiformes, Osphronemidae.
AUGUAAAAUGACUGGAGUUUAUAAUAUGCCAGGUGAAUUCAUUGCACUAUAUAAAUGUUGACAUCAAUAAUAAUAUUCAUGAUAAAGAACUUGAGGAAAAAAGUGGAGAUAUAAUUUCUUAUGUACUAAGCAAAUAUUCACAUGAUGCAGAAACAUUUGCAAGUUAAUGAUAAAAAUCAGUCUGGAGCAGAUUUGGCAACCAAAUAACACAGAUGAGGUUUGCAUUUUUUUCAUUUUGGAACAAACAUACCAGGUAGUGGCUUUGAGAAGGCUUCAUACUGAGAUAAGCAUUGGAGCAACUGACAAGAAGAAGAAACAGUCAGGAUGAUCUGGAGUCUCUUGUUCAUGUCUCUGAUCAUUGUGUCAAACACACAGAACCUGAUAAAAGUCGAGAAAACGUCUCAGUCUUCAAGCUAUACAGUUGGUUCUGUUACUUACUCUUCUGAAAGAGCCGUUGAUGGGAUCUGGACACAAUGUGCUGAUACAAAUGGGAGCAACACCAACUGGUGGAGCGCUGACCUGCUGGGCCUGUAUGAAAUUUAUAAUAUCAUGAUCUACAUCAUUUAUCAAAAUAACAUUAAUAUGGAGGGAGCUCAGAUUGCCAUUGGGAACUCAUCUGAGAAGACGAUCAGCACCAGCAACCUGUGUAAAACCAUCACAAACUUCACAUUUAACCAAAACAACACUUUUCAGUGUGACGGUGGAUCAAUGUGGGGACGCUAUGUUACCAUAUAUUUACAGACACGCAUUCUUAUUCUGUGUGAGGUGCAGAUCUACGGAAUAAGGAGAGGUUUGAUGCUGAUUCCAGAGAACAGGACAUGGUUAGAUGCACUGAUCUACUGCAGAGACCACAACAUGGACCUGGCUUAUAUCCAUGACAAUGAGACCCAGGUCUGGGCUGAGUUGGAGCUACAGAACUCCACCAGUCCCUUUGUGUGGCUGGGCCUUCGUUACACCUACACACUGGGGUCAUGGGUUUGGGUAGAUGAUCAUCCUGUACAGAAAUGA